AUGGCCACUGAUGCCGCCGGAGAUUCCACGUUGCAAGGCGUUCGAGCAACGGCUGGGUACCUGGGACACAUCGAGCCGUUCGAUCCGAGCACGCCAGACGCCUGGGACUGCUACUUGGAACGCAUGAAUCUCUACUUCGAAGCAAAUGGAAUCAUGGAGGAAAGUCGUAGGAGGUCUGUCUUUUUAACCCUGUGUGGACCUGAGACUUACGCCCUGGCUCGAUCUCUGCUGCUGCCACGGAAAGUGUCGGAAUGCUCAUACAGCGAGGUGCACAAGUCACUUACAGAGCAUUUCGCCCCGCAACCCUCGGAGAUCCUUCGACGAUUUCAUUUUCACAAGAGAGAUCAGCGCGAAGGGGAGAGCAUAACGAAAUACAUGGCCGAAAUCCGAAGACUCAGUGGGUUCUGUAAAUUCACGGAUUUGGAUGAUAUGCUUCGAGAUCGUCUGGUCUGCGGCAUCAGGGAUCAGGCGACCCAGAAGCGUUUAUCCGCAUAUCCUCGUUUGACACUGAAGUCUGCUUUGGAGUUAGCCCUAGCUGCAGAGGCGGCUAACAAGAACGUUUCCGAGAUCAAGGAAUCUACGAGAGACAUCAACUACACUUCGAGUCAUCCGAAGACUAAAGCAAGCAAGCAGCAGAAGUCCAGAUUGCAAUUUCCCAACAGGACAAGGAACACCUGUAUUCGCUGUGGACAGUGCCAUGGAGGCCAGAGCUGUCGUUUCAAAGAUGCAACCUGCAACUUCUGCAAGAAGAAAGGACACUUGGAGCACGUAUGUUUCAAGAAGGCUGCUACGAGAGCUUCACCACAAGGACCGGUGCAUCAUCUGCAGGAAGAGAUGCCUGAGAAUGACAGUAUGUAUCACUUAGGUCCGCUACGGUCACCCAGAAACGGGGAACCGAUUAAGGUGGACGUUGUACUUGACGGAGCUUCAGUAACCAUGGAGGUGGAUUCUGGAGCUGGGCCGUCGAUUCACAGCGAGUUCACGUACAGAAGACUAUGGAGCCAACCUCCUAGGCUGCAGCCAUCAUCGACGAUUCUGCGGACGUGGGCUCAUCAGCAGGUGCCUAUCUUGGGGUCACUCGACGUCGAUGUACAGUUCAAGAACGUGAAGACUCGACAGUCGAUUCUAGUAGCACCUGGUGAUGGACCUUGUUUGCUGGGGCAUUCAUGGUUCAAGGAUUUAGGCAUUCAGGUCCAGGGAGUUCACGCCGUCACCGGCGAGAGACGGGCAUGGUUGAGCAACCCAGUGUUUGGUGAACGACUAGGGAAGUUUACAGGACCACCAGUUUCUGUUGACAUCGAAAAGGACGCAACGCCAGUGUUCAGGAAAUGUCGUCCGAUUCCUUUCGCAAUGAGGGACAAGGUGGCCACUGCCACCCAAAAGAUGGUCUCUGAAGGAAUACUGGAGCCUAUAGCAUUUUCGAGGUGGGCCACACCGAUAGUUCCCGUGCACAAGCGUGACGGUACUUUGCGAAUAUGUGGAGACUACAGGUGUACGGUGAACACCGUCAGUCACCCAGACAAGUACCCGUUACCAACGGCAACGGAGAUGGCAAAUGGCGCGGUUUUCAGUAAGCUCGACCUCGCACAGGCGUACCUGCAGUUGCCAGUUGAUGAAGAAUCAUCGAAGCUCUUGACGCGGAACACACCAUUGGGCCUUUUCAAAGUAAAGCGCUUACCAUUCGGUGUGUCAGCCGCGCCUGGAAUUUUUCAACGUUUUAUUGAGACGUUACUGCGAGACAUACCAGGUGUUGCGGUAUACCUGGAUGACAUCAUCAUCACCGGAAGGUGUGUUAAAGAACAUGACCAGAGAGUUCAGGCGGUGUUGGAACGUUUACAACAUUCAGGGCUGCAACUCAACGGCAAGAAGUGCUUGUUUGCCGUGCCUUCCAUGGACUUCUUAGGGUUCAAUAUCAGCGCCGCAGGGAUACGUCCAUGCGCCGACAAGGUAAAGGCUAUUCACGACGCAAGAGAACCGAGGGACAAGAAAGAGCUCCAAGCAUUUCUUGGCCUAGUUAACUUUUACGAGCGUUUUAUAGCGAACAAAGCAACACUACUUGAACCCUUACACCGACUGCUGGACAAGAAUGCCAAGUGGAAGUGCACAAAGGCGCACACAGCAAGUUUCGAAAAGAUCAAGAAUGCUCUGAGUUCGGAACUUCUCCUCUGCCACUUUGACUUAACGAAGGACUUAGUUCUUGUUUGUGACGCAUCCCCGUACGGUGUAGGCGCAGUGGUGUCACAUGUCAACGACGCUGGAUUGGAAGUACUGAUCGCGUUUGCUUCACGAACACUGCACGAGAGUGAGCGGAACUACGCCCAGAUUGACAGAGAAUCGUUGGCAAUUAUUUUUGGGGUCACAAAGUUCAGACAGUACCUCUACGGACGGGAAUUUGUAGUCUAUACGGACCACAAGCCAUUACUUGGGAUUUUUCACCCACAUCGGCAGAUGCAGCAAAUUCUUUCACCGCGAAUGCUUCGCUGGACACUGACAUUGGGAGCGUACAACUACGAGCUUCGUUACAGGAAGGGAGCUGACAUGGGCAACGCAGAUGCCUUGAGUCGACUGCCCCUACAUGUCCAGACUGAAGACCCUGAGGAUCCUAAUCCUCCCGAAGUCUUCCUGAUUGAAGAAGUGCCACAAGCGGAUAUUCAUGCAAGGAAUAUCGCGACAGAGACAGAAAAGGACUCGUUGCUGUCUCGGAUACGACAAUGGGCUCUAGGCGGUUGGCCAAAGUCAGCACCCGGAGAGCAGGAUGCCAAGCAAUACUGGACACAUCGCUCAGAGAUAUCCAUACAGAGCGGAUGCCUACUUUGGGGCAUGAGAGUAAUCAUCCCUCAGAGUCUUCGACGGGAGAUUCUCACGACUCUACAUGCAGGACAUGCUGGUAUCGUCCGUACAAAGACACUAGCAAGAAGCUUUGUAUGGUGGCCUGGUAUUGACGCAGAUAUUGAGGCCAUGGUGAGCCGAUGUACAAUAUGUCAGAUGACACGAAACAUGCCACCAAAGGACGUGACCCAUCCGUGGAUACCACCACAAAAGCCAUGGACAAGACUUCACAUGGACUAUGCGGGACCUUCCAGGGCCAGACCUUCCUUGUCCUGGUGGUCGCCUUUUCAAGAUGGCUGA
Messenger RNA from Ornithodoros turicata, 3129 nucleotides. RefSeq lists its product as uncharacterized. The transcript has a single exon. Bases 1 to 3129 code for a protein of 1042 amino acids. The record is from RefSeq and is a predicted model, not a curated record. Lineage: Eukaryota; Metazoa; Arthropoda; Arachnida; Ixodida; Argasidae.